AUGGAGCGCUGGGUUUACGGCUCGCUCUGGCUCCUCUUCGCGGGCAGCCUCCUCCUGCGACUCUCCCGCUCCCAGCUGCUCCUGACUCGGGCCCUGUUGCACCUGGGGGUGCUGGUCCUGCUGCAGUACCUGUGCCAGGUGUGCCUGCCUCUGCCGCUCGGCGCCGCCCUCACCGCCGCCGGCUGCUUGGCCCUGGGGCGCGUGGCCCAGGGGCGAAGGCUCCCCGUGGCGGGGAAAGCCGUCUUCAUCACAGGGUGCGAUUCCGGGUUUGGAAAGCAGGCCGCGUGCCACUUGGAUUCCAUGGGCUUUAAGGUGUUUGCGAGCGUGCUGGACCUGCAGAGCGCUGGCGCCAAGGAGCUCCGGCAGCGCUGCUCGCCAAGCCUCACGCUGCUGCAGAUGGACCUGACCAAACCGGAAGAUAUCCGGAAAGCCCAGCAGCUCGUCCAGCCCCAGACGGCGAGCACAGGGCUCUGGGGUUUGGUGAACAACGCAGGCUUCGACGACACCAUCGCUGACGCCGAGCUCUCCCCGCUCUGCAAAUUCCGCACCUGCAUGGACGUGAACUUCUUCGGCACGCUUGAGCUCACCAAAGCGCUGCUGCCCCUGCUGCGCUCCGCCCGGGGCAGGAUUGUGACCGUCAGCAGCCCGGCAGGCGACAUGCCGUACCCUUGUUUAUCAGCGUACGGGGCCUCGAAAGCUGCCCUCACCCUCCUCAUGGACACAUUCCGCAGCGAGCUGGAGCCCUGGGGGGUCAAAGUGAGCGUGAUCCUACCCGGCUACUUCAAAACUGGUACGAGUUGCGACCCUGCCUACUGGCAUGAGAAGAAGGAGCAGCUCCUGGCCAGCCUGCCCGCCGACCUGCUGCAGGCCUACGGGGAGGAGUACAUCCAUGAGAUCAACAAGCAGUUUGUGAAAUUCAUGAAGACUGCAAAUGAGGAUUUGAGUUUAGUGGUGAACAGCAUCACCGACGCCCUCAUCUCCGCCAGUCCGGCGGCGCGCUAUUACCCGGGGGCGGGCAUGCGGCUCAUUUACUUCAUCCACCACUAUCUGCCCUCCAUCAUCAGAGACCUCUUCCUUAAAGCUUUCUUCAUCAACCAAAAACUGCCCAGGGCCCUGCAGCCAAAGCAACAGAAUGGCCUCAAGCCCGAAUGA
Messenger RNA from Emys orbicularis (European pond turtle), 1152 nucleotides. It is a transcript of the gene HSD11B2, whose product is annotated as hydroxysteroid 11-beta dehydrogenase 2. Bases 1 to 1152 code for a protein of 383 amino acids. The transcript has 5 exons. Gene Ontology annotation, cellular component: intracellular membrane-bounded organelle. Lineage: Eukaryota; Metazoa; Chordata; Testudines; Emydidae. Gene Ontology annotation, biological process: glucocorticoid metabolic process. Gene Ontology annotation, molecular function: 11-beta-hydroxysteroid dehydrogenase (NAD+) activity. The record is from RefSeq and is a predicted model, not a curated record.